This is a messenger RNA of Neoarthrinium moseri, 1635 nucleotides long. RefSeq lists its product as uncharacterized. Bases 1 to 1635 code for a protein of 544 amino acids. Gene Ontology annotation, cellular component: cytoplasm. The record is from RefSeq and is a predicted model, not a curated record. NCBI's taxonomy places the organism in Eukaryota, Fungi, Ascomycota, Sordariomycetes, Amphisphaeriales, Apiosporaceae. Gene Ontology annotation, molecular function: hydrolase activity, acting on carbon-nitrogen (but not peptide) bonds. The transcript is spliced from 5 exons.
AUGGACUCUGCAGGAACUUCCGGUGAUGAUUUCGAUCUGAUAAUCAAGAAUGGUCGGAUCGUAACGGCGGCCGAAGUGCUACCUCUUGGUGUUGAAAUAGGGGUAAAAAACGGCAAAAUCCAAUGCAUAGGGAGAUCGCUUGUUGCAGCACCGAACACAAAGACAGUUGAUGCUGAAGGAGCAUAUGUCACUCCAGGAGGCGUAGAUUCGCACGUUCAUAUACAACAAGACAACUCCCCCACGGGCGACACCUGGGAGACCGGCAGCCGUUCAGCUAUCGCUGGCGGUAACACAACUGUAAUAGCCUUCGCUAGCCAGAAACGCCAGGAGGAAAGUAUUUGGCCCGCAUUGCAGGCCUACCAUAAGAAAGCGGACGGGAAUUCGUUCUGUGACUACGGAAUUCACGUCAUCUUGACCAACCCUACUGAGACCGUCUUGAACGAGGAGCUCCCCCAGCUCGUCGACAAAGAGGGUAUAAGCAGCGUCAAGAUAUACAUGACGUAUGAGCCCAUGAAGCUUGGUGAUGGAGAUCUGUUCAACAUUAUGAUGAGGGCACGCAGCCUAGGGAUAACAACAAUGAUCCAUGCCGAGAAUAACGAUAUGAUCGAGCAGAUCACGAAGCGGCUUGCGAAACAGAACAACACUGGGACGUUCUUCCACUCAGUGGCUCGUCCCCAGAUUGCCGAAGCAGAAGCCACCUAUCGUGCAAUCAGCCUCGCCGAGGUUACGGACACCCCAAUCUUGAUAGUUCAUAUGUCUGCCCCAACGGCAGUCAAACAUGUGAACGAUGCCCAGCGAAGACUUUUGCCCAUCCAUGCUGAGACAUGCCCUCACUACCUGUAUCUGCUCAGCAAUAGGCUUCGCUCUGGCGACACCGACUUGGAAGGAGCCAAGAACAUCUGUGCUCCGCCUCUUCGGCAUGAUGCCACAGAUCUUGAAGAAAUCUGGCUAGGGCUAGCCAAUGGCACAUUUACUGUCGUCUCAUCUGACCACGCUCCAGCAACAUUCGACCACGAGUGCGGGAAGUUGAAGGGCCUCAAGAUGACUGAGGACGGGCACCACCAUGGGGACUUUCGUGUCGUGCCCAAUGGCCUCCCUGGCAUAGAAACGCGACUGCCGCUGAUGUUCGAUCGAACUUUUGACCCGUCACGCCCCAGUGGUGGCUUCGAAGAUGACAAAAUCCGGAUCUCGCUUCCCCGGUUCGUCGAGCUCACGUCAACCAAUCCGGCGAAGCUGUACGGGCUUGGGGACAAGAAAGGCAGCAUUCAACCCGGAUACGAUGCAGACAUCGUAAUCUGGUACCCGGAGGAGAGCCCCUUGGUUGCUGCAUCCGAGGCAGACGGGCCUCUGAGCCAAAGUCACGCUGACGGAAGGGGUCAACGGAAGAUCACUAUCACGAACAGCAUGCUGCACCAUCGGAUUGAUUAUACACCUUUCGAGGGCAUCCAAGUCCGCAAUUGGCCGCGAUGGGUGUUCCUCCGCGGCGAACUGGCCUGGGACCGGGAAGGAGAGGGAGUCGUGGCUAAGAAGGGCGAUGGGCAGUUCCUGAAGAGGGCCAAGUCAACGCUGCUCACCGGCCAGAUGGGCAGGAAUCCAACAGGUAUGAUGACCGGUGAGCUCUCGUACUGGGUUUGA